Molecule: messenger RNA, 834 nt
Organism: Pseudopipra pipra
Lineage: Eukaryota; Metazoa; Chordata; Aves; Passeriformes; Pipridae
Product: olfactory receptor 14J1-like
Exons: 1
Coding region: 1-834 (277 amino acids)
Biological process (GO): G protein-coupled receptor signaling pathway
Cellular component (GO): membrane
Molecular function (GO): G protein-coupled receptor activity; olfactory receptor activity; odorant binding
Source: RefSeq, a predicted model, not a curated record
AUGGGCUUCUUCCUGCUCAACCUCUCCCUCACAGACCUGGGCUGCAUCUGCACCACUGUUCCCAAAGCCAUGCACAGUUCCCUCUGGGGCACAAGGACCAUCUCCUACACAGGAUGUGCUGCACAGCUCUUUUUCUUUCUGUUCUUCAUCUCAGCAGAGUUUUCCCUCCUCACCAUCAUGUGCUACGACCGCUACGUUGCCAUCUGCAAACCCCUGCACUACGGGACCCUCCUGGGCAGCAGAGCUUGUGCCCACAUGGCAGCAGCUGCCUGGGCCUCUGGGUUUCUCAGUGCUUUGCUGCACACAGCCAAUACAUUUUCCCUGCCCCUGUGCCAGGGCAAUGCCCUGGGCCAGUUCUUCUGUGAAAUCCCACACAUCCUCAAGCUCUCCUGCUCACACUCAGGCUACCGCAGGGAAAUUGGGCUUCUUGUGGUCAGUGGCUGUUUAGUGUUCAGUUGUUUCAUUUUCAUUGUUUUCUCCUAUGUGCAGAUCUUCGGGGCUGUGCUGAGGAUCCCCUCUCAGCAGGGACGGCACAAAGCCUUUUCCACGUGCCUCCCUCACCUGGCCGUGGUCUCCCUGUUUGUCAGCACUGGUAUUUUUUCUCAGCUGAAACCUCCCUCCAUCUCCUCCCCAUCCCUGGACCUUGUGGUGUCGGUUCUGUACUCAGUGGUUCCUCCAUCACUGAACCCCCUCAUCUACAGCCUGAGGAACCAGGAGCUCAAGGAUGCCAUAAAGAAAAUGAUGACUGCAUGUUUUUCAGGAGCAACAACCUGCCUCUUUUCUUCUGAAGAACACUCAUUGUGUAACUCUUUACUGGCCCAGCCUGCCUUCUAA